Setaria italica (foxtail millet) is the source of this 1266-nucleotide messenger RNA. RefSeq names its product pentatricopeptide repeat-containing protein At4g18975, chloroplastic. The coding region runs from base 110 to 856 and encodes 248 amino acids. Gene Ontology annotation, molecular function: protein binding. The record is from RefSeq and is a predicted model, not a curated record. The transcript is spliced from 5 exons. NCBI's taxonomy places the organism in Eukaryota, Viridiplantae, Streptophyta, Magnoliopsida, Poales, Poaceae.
GUCAGCAGCGUCUGACGACGACCUCCCCCAACCCCACCGUGUCCAACGCUAUCCGAUUCGGCCAGUCCCCUGCUUCGCCGGAGCUCGGCCGAGAGGGAAGGGCUGGGCCAUGGCGGGAGCCUUCGCUCUCCGCCUCGCGCCGCGUCUCGCCGCGGUGCCACCGGGGAGGGGGAAGGGCGGUGGAGGAGCCAGCCGCGGUGCAGGCAGCAGAGCGCUGGUGACAAAGAAACCAAACAAGGAGCACCAUUUGUGGAUCAGGAAGGAGACAGCUGGGUCAGGGAAGAAGGCUCUCCGUCUUAUUGAUACUGUUUCAAAGUUACCAAAUGAAAAGGAAGCUAUUUAUGGUGCAUUAGACAAGUGGAGUGCUUUUGAGCCUGAAUUCCCUAUUAUAGCAGCAGCAAAAGCUCUGGGGAUGUUGAAAAGGCGAAGAAAAUGGUUAAGAAUCAUCCAGGUAACUAAGUGGUUGAUGACCAAAGGCCAGGUGCUGACAUGGACAACGUAUGACACACUUCUGCUGGCACUUUUUAUGGAUGGAAGGGUAGACGAAGCUGAGUCUAUUUGGACUACUGUUAUACAGACUCAUACGCGCUCAGUGCCCAAGAGGUUGUUCUCUCGGAUGAUCUUGAUGUAUGACAUUCACCAUCAUCCAGAUAAAGUUUUGGAGAUAUAUGCUGACAUGGAGGAAUUAGGGGUGCGUCCAGAUGAGGAUACAGCUAGGCGGAUUGGAAAAGCAUUUGUGGCUUUCGGCCAAGAAGAAAAAGAGAAGUACGUCCUUGAUAGAUACUUGAAAAAGUGGAAGUACAUCCAUUUCAAUGGUGAGCGUGUUAGGGUGCGGAGGGAUGGACCACUGGCAUAGCAACCAUUAUCUGAAAUUCUUGGAGCCAUCAAUAUCACCUCGGUUGGGAAGAUGCCCAUUACUGUCUCUACGAUGGCCAUAGACAGUUAUGAGCAUUGCUCCUACAUGAGAUGGGACAAUGCCGAGAGGUUGAUUUGUAUUGCUCUAGGCUGCGGGAAAAAUGGAAAGGCGCUGGGUGGAACUACUAACAUGAUACUGUGCUAAUUUUGGUAUUGUGUAGCAUCCGCUAGCUGUGAUGGUUUUAAGUUGUAAGUGUUUGUGUAGGGGAGUUCAUUGUCAUAAUCCCGUGCUAUGCUAUGGUCUAAUUUGUCUUUGUGAACCAAAUCUGUACCAACUGGAAGUUGUGGUGGCCCUUACUGUGCUUACUUUUGAAGAACGAUAUCUGACGAUUGGGCCUCAUGUCUUUGAUA